This is a messenger RNA of Zootermopsis nevadensis, 3622 nucleotides long. It is a transcript of the gene mib2, whose product is annotated as E3 ubiquitin-protein ligase mind bomb 2. Gene Ontology annotation, molecular function: zinc ion binding; ubiquitin-protein transferase activity; protein binding. The record is from RefSeq and is a predicted model, not a curated record. Gene Ontology annotation, biological process: protein ubiquitination. Lineage: Eukaryota; Metazoa; Arthropoda; Insecta; Blattodea; Termopsidae. Gene Ontology annotation, cellular component: cytoplasm.
AAGAGACGCUGAUGCUACUGUCAAAUGUCAACAGAGCUUAUGAAGCUCUUCGGCGCAGAGUGAUGGCAGUCAUCUGUUAAUAAGUGUGUUUUUGUCCAAAGGUGCUGUGGAUGAAUGAUUAUAAGGAAGUGAUACACUCCUAACGUAAUCAUGAUUGUGAAUUGGUGAUAUAAAUGUAGCUUCGACCCUGUCCAGGUUAAGUACGUAUUCCAGCAAAAGAGAACCUCCAGCAAUGUUGGAAGUUGGUGUGCGUGUGGUAAGAGGGCCAGAUUGGAAGUGGGGUCAGCAGGAUGAUGGAGAGGGUCAUGUUGGUACUGUGGUUGAAAUCGGAAAGCCUGGAAGUUCUACAUCUCCUGACAAAACUGUAGUUGUCCAAUGGGAUUCUGGUUCUCGGACCAACUAUCGUGUUGGCUACCAAGGAGCACAUGAUUUGCGGGUCAUGGACAAUGCUCCAGCAGGUGUGAAACACCCCAAUAUUAUCUGUGAUGGGUGUAAGAAGCAUGGCAUUGCGGGGAUACGCUGGAAGUGUGCGCGCUGCUAUGACUAUGAUUUGUGUACACACUGCUACAUGUCUGACAAGCAUGACCUACUGCAUGUAUUUCAGAGAUUUGAGACUGCUUCAUCAAUUGGGGUCGAGAUGGCUCCACGAAAAGGUUGUGCCAAAGUACAGAUGAAGGGAAUUUUUGUAGGUGCAAAAGUUGUGCGAGGCCCAGACUGGGAUUGGAGCAAUCAAGAUGGAGGAGAAGGCAAGACGGGACGCGUGAUCGAUAUCCGAGGCUGGGACAAUGAAUCUGGCCGCUCAGUCGCCAAUGUCACAUGGACCUCAGGCUCCACAAAUGUGUACAGGCUUGGACAUAAGGGAAAAGUGGAUCUAAAGUACGUGCAGGAUGCAGUCGGAGGCUGCUACUAUCGUGACCACCUACCCAUCCUUGGUAUCAGCUCAGAGAUGCAGGGAGGGGCUGCCCGCCAGUCCAGCUCAUCACCGCGCCACCUGACAUUCAAUGUCGGUGACAAAGUCAAGGUGGCAAUGGAUGUUGAGGCUCUGAAGCAAAUGCAGGAGGGUCAUGGAGGUUGGAACCCACGUAUGGCAGAGUAUGUCGGGAAGAUGGGAGUCGUUCAUCGAGUGACCGAGAAGGGAGACAUUCGUGUUCAAUAUGAAGGUUGUAACAACCGCUGGACCUUCCAUCCUGGGGCACUCACCAAGGUCAACGUAUUUGCUGUUGGUGAUGUGGUUCGUGUGAAGCAUGACCUCGUCACAGUGCGGAACUACCAGAAGGGCCACGGCGAAUGGAUUGAAGUCAUGAAAGGGGCGCUUGGCAAGUUGGGAAAGGUGAUUAAGAUCUAUUCAGAUGGGGACCUGCGUGUCAGUAUUGAUGGUCAGACGUGGACACUCAACCCACUUUGUGUUCAGCUUGUCCCGGGCUCAGCCACCGAGCUCAGCAAUACAAUGCAUGCCAACACGAGAGAAGAACAUGCCAACCCCUUGGCAUCGCUGUUGUUAAACCUGGUGUUGGGGCCGCAGCAGCUGGAAACGACAAAUAUGGAUAAACUGGUGCGAGAGGCAGCCCAAGGUCAUCUUGAUGUGGUUAGAGAGUUUUUUGCGAAGUACCCUGACAUGGUGGAUGGCCGUAGCGGGGGCAAGACAUGUCUCCAGGUGGCGUGUCACCAGGGUCAUGUAGAACUUGUGCAGUUUCUCCUGUCAGCAGGUUCAUCACUCGAAGUCGCCGAUGACGACGGAGACACAGCGCUGCAUUACUCCGCGUUUGGAAAUCAGCCAGAGAUAAUGGAGAUUCUGCUGAAGAAAAAUGCAGACAUCGACGCCGUGAAUAAGGGACGAUGCUCGGCUCUCCACGUGGCAGUAAAUAAGCAGCACCUGCACUGUGUAGUCAUGCUGCUUAAGUACAAGUGUAAUGUCAACAUACAGGACUCUUAUGGUGAUACAGCACUGCAUGACGCGAUAGGGAAGGACAGCGUCGAGAUCAUAGACAUGCUGUGUAGUGUGCCAGGUGUCGACUUCACGCUAAAAAAUAAGCGAGGGUUUAAUGUCUUGCACCAUGCUGCUCUCAAAGGGAACAACUUUGCCACAGAGCGACUGCUGGGACGAACUCGGCAACUGGUCGACGUGAAGAAGGAUGACGGAUUUGCAGCCCUCCACCUGGCGUGUUUGAAUGGGCACCGAGCUGUAGCAGACACGUUGCUUGCACAGGGACAGGCAGAAGUAGACCUUCGAAACAACCGCAGGCAGACACCACUUCUGCUGGCUGUCUCGCAGGGCCACUGUUCUGUAGUGGAGCUGGUAGUCUCCAUGUCCGCCGACGUUGAUGCAGAAGAUGAAGAUGGAGACACUGGUCUCCACCUGGCUCUUAUGAAACGGGCAACUAUUUCAACUGAGAUCAAUGAAUUAGAGGCUCCUAUUAUCUAUGGAAUCUUCACGCAACUUGCAAGCCAGACUGUGGAGCACCUGGUUGCACUCGCCAUUGCAUGCUAUCUUGUCCAGGAGGGUUGCAAGUUGAACAAGAAAAACAAUAAGGGAAAAACUCCCUUAGACCUAGUUCAGAACACUGUAAUGGCUGAUUUGUUACAACAGUAUGUGACACCUCGCAGUGUUGGGAACGAGCCUUUAGCUAGGGGUCUGACGGUCGACCCAGAACUUGCAGUACAGUCUGACAAUGGUAGUAGUACAUCAGCGGUAGAGAAGAGAGCCCCUGUCCCUGUUGAAUGUGCAGUGUGUUCAGAGUUGGGUGAGGAGAAUGUAUUGUUUGAACCCUGUGGGCACCGGAUUGCCUGUGAAGAUUGUUCCGCCCGCAUGAAGAAAUGUCUGCGCUGUGGCCAGCUUGUGACAAAGCGACUCACACACGAUGGGCGUGUGAUUGCUUGCAAGUCACGGCAGCCCAGCACAGAACGACUCCGAUACCUGGAGUCUAAAAUAGCUGAGAUUGAGGAGGCACACUGUUGCUCCAUCUGCAUGGAGCGGAGGCGGAAUGUGGUGUUUCUUUGUGGCCAUGGAGCAUGCGAGAAGUGCUCCACUACCCUGAAGAUAUGUCACAUGUGUCGCAAGACCAUCACCAAGAAGAUUAACCUGUAUUAGUAUUGCACUUCUGUGAAAAAGAGGCAGGGACUUUGUGAUGGCUCAGAUGGCCACGUCGAGCUUACAACAUGUCUGUUGCUUCCUGUAACUUGACACUGAACCGUCCUUCAUGAAUCUCGGAACAGAAGAGGAAUUGGCAUUGCAGGUGGUGUAAUUACACUUGGCAGCACUUUGUCAGAGAACAGAUCAGGCCUUGGUAUGACAGCGCAAAUUUCUUGUAGUUUCUGAGGUUUUCAUUUGGCAUUUUGGAAUGUAACUGUAGCAGGUAUCAUGCAAGAUGAUAGAUUCAUGCGACAGUGGUGUUUCUUUAACUUUCCGCAACAGCUUUAUGCAAAAUCUGGGAUAGUAGUACAGUGAAAGCUCAUUAUUUCAGACCUUGUAAAUGUAGUAAAAUCUGUCCAAAAGUGGCCAUUUUUAAGUAUGAAUAACCUCGUAAAGGUGCAACAAGUAAUAAUACUUACAUUGGCAAUAUGGAAAAUUUAAAUAUCUAGUAUACAGCCUGCUAGAUGUGUUUUAUCCUCUGGUUGUUUAUUU